Molecule: messenger RNA, 5645 nt
Organism: Chironomus riparius
Lineage: Eukaryota; Metazoa; Arthropoda; Insecta; Diptera; Chironomidae
Source: the annotation of a GenBank genome assembly
CUCAGUGGCAAAAAAAACUUGAGGAAGAAAUAAGAAUCCCAAAAGUGAUAACGAAAGAAAAAUAUCUUGUGAAUCGCUUUACGUGCUCUAUAAUCUAUGUAUGGAUGAAAAAAGUUUUAAUCAUGAAAAUGUCAGUUGAAUGAAUUGUCUUCUGUCUACUACUGCUGUGCAUUCAGUGAGGGAUGAUAACUAAGCAUUUGAAUGUGUGAUAAAAAAAAAAUAAAUAGUGGAUCGAUAGUGAGAUUAUAUUGUAUUGUAUGUCCAUUAAACUUAAUGGAUUAGCAAGACUGGAUAUUAGAUUAAGUGGCUUGAAAUGGAAUAAAAAUUCAUAGCAGGAACUCAAAUUGAGUGAAAGAGAAAAGCACAAAAUAGCAACAAAAAAAUAAUAUAAAGUGAAGGAAUAUCAAAAGAAGAAGAUAGCAACGUAGAAACUAAAAUACAAUAAUGAAUAUGUUAAGAAUACCUGUCAAAUGAGAAAUAAAGUCACAAAUACAUAUAAUUGUCAUCAUAAAAGGAAACGAGAGAACAAAUACACUCAUAGUUUUAUCCACCUGUUGAUAUGGCCGAAAGCUCGUCAUCAUUUCACCACUCAUCAUCAGCGAAAAAAGCAAAAUUGAGUUUAGAAUCACGUUGUUCGUCAUUAAGGAAGCAUUUGAGUAAAUCAGCAUCUGAAUUAAGUUGUAAAGAAUGUACAGGGAGUCAGGCGAGCGAUACAAUCACAACACCAUUUCCAUCUCCGCAACGUGCAAAAAGUGCUGCCAAUCCGAAUGUCACAACUGUUUUACAACGCACAUCGGGAUUUCUAAGUACACUAAAGAAUCGUUGGUCAAGAGGACGUAGCAAAGAGCGUGGACGAAAAUCGCCUGGUCCAUGUCAUAUUGACGAUGAUCGAGACAAUAGUGAUUAUGCUGCCGACAAUAGCAGUGAACAUAGUAGUUCCGUUACACCAUUUGAAUCGCCAAGACACAGAGCCACGACGUUAACAGAUUCUCCAUUAGCUAGACCAAGAAACAACGAGCAUUAUACAAAUAUUAAUAACAAUAAUAGUACUAGAGAAAAAAAUGACUUUUCUACAAAUAGAUUCACCUCCACAACAGCUAAAAUCGAAUGUGAGCCAUCAACGAGUGGUUACAUUCCCAAUCAACAAUACGAUGUGAUAAAUCACCAGAUCGACGAUGUACAGAGAAAACGUGAAGCACUUCUAAGACAACAUUCAUUUUUUCAACUAAAAGUGCAUUUAAUUAGUGGACGUAAUUUAAUAGCUAUGGAUAAAAGUGGAACUAGUGAUCCUUAUGUUAAAUUUAAGUUAGGCAGUCGAUUGUUAUAUAAAUCAAAAACAGUGCACAAAGACUUAAAUCCGACCUUUGAUGAGGUGUUUACGGUGCCGAUUGAGGAUCCUUUUCAGCCAAUAAAUAUUAAGGUCUUCGAUUACGAUUGGGGGUUACAGGACGAUUUUAUGGGUGCAACGAGAUUAAAUCUUACGCAAUUGGAAUUGAAUCAGUCGGAGGAAAUUUACUUAAAGUUAACGGAUCCCGCACGACCGAUUAAGGAUUUGGGCGAUAUCAAGAUUAUAGUAACACUUAUGCCAAAAACACAAGAAGAUAAGGAGCAGUAUUUCCAGCGCAAUCCAAAGUUAGCAGACGCCUCGAGACGUUUAAAGUCUCAAAUAUGGAGCUCGGUUGUGACGAUAUUGUUGGUGGAAGCAAAGGGACUGCCUGCAAUUGAUAGCACGGAGGAGAUGUUUGUUAAGUUUAGACUCGGCAAUGAGAAAUACAAAAGUAAAACAUCGCCACGAGCCAAAUGGCUAGAGCAAUUUGAUCUUCAUUUAUUCGAAGAGGAUCAAUUGCUCGAAGUCGUCGUAUGUACAAAAAGCGCAAAUUUAGGAAAAUGCUUUAUUGACCUAAGAAGUCUUCCACGUGAAACAACGCAACAUUUAUGGAAUAAAUUUGAAGACUGUAUUGGUGAAAUAUUUUUAUUACUCACAAUAAGCGGAACUACGGCUGCAGAGACAAUUAGUGACUUGACGACACAUCGCGAAAAUACAAAUGAAAUGAGAGGACUCAAUACAAAAUAUGCACUCCAUAGAUUUUAUCAAAAUCUCCGCGAUGUCGGACAUCUCACGGUGAAAGUUUAUGGCGCGACGGGAUUAGCAUCAGCUGAUAUUGGUGGAAAAUCAGAUCCAUUUUGUGUACUUGAGCUGGUGAAUAGUCGAUUGCAAACACAGACUGAGUACAAAACGUUAACACCAAAUUGGAAUAAGAUUUUUACAUUCAAUGUCAAAGACAUCUCAUCCGUACUAGACGUAACUGUUUUCGACGAAGACCGCGAUCAUAAAGUUGAAUUUUUAGGACGUGUCUUGAUACCAUUAUUACGUAUAAGGAAUGGCGAGAAGCGAUGGUAUGCACUUAAAGAUAAGAAUUUAACAACGAGAGCCAAAGGCAUAUCCCCGCAAAUUCAAUUAGAGCUGACUGUGAUUUGGAAUCCAAUUAAAGCGGCAAUUCGCGUGCUUGAGCCAAAGGAAGAGAAACUUGUACAGCAAGAGGCAAAAUUUAAGCGACAAUUGUUCCUUAGGAAUGUUACGCGUCUCAAGGAGCUCAUCGUGUUUUUCAUUGACGUGGGACAAUUUGUACAGAGUUGCUUUGAGUGGGAAUCACCUAUCAGAUCAUUCUUUGCCCUUGUUGUGUGGAUUUGUGCGUGUAUUUGGGCUGAUAUCUCAACAGUGCCUGCUGUUGCUCUACUUUAUCUUCUCAAAAAUUGGUUCGUUAGAUGGGUAACAGGGGCAUCCGUACAGACGGUACAUGAUGAACUUGAACUAGGCAGUGAUGAUGAAUGUGAUGAUGAUGAUAAGAAAGAUGAAGAAAAGAAAACAAUUAAAGAAAGACUGCAAGCAAUACAAGAAGUUUCACAAACAGUACAGAAUACAAUUGGCUUUUUAGCAUCAUUAGGAGAGAGUGUUAAGAAUACCUUUAAUUUUUCCGUCCCAGAACUAAGUUGGCUUGCUGCUAUGCUCCUUUUUGCAGUAAUGAUUGUAUUGCAUUUUAUACCAAUUCGAGUGCUUCUAAUGGCAUGGGGUAUCAUAAAAUUUUCAAAGAGAAUAAUAAGACCGCAUGCUGUGACAAACAAUGAAGUUCUUGAUUUUCUUUCGAGAGUUCCUGACGAUGAAGAACUUAUUCAGUUUCGUGAAUUGUCAUUGCAACAGCCAACGGAGGCAACACGACGCGAUGCACGAAAUAAAAAGAAGCAAUCGUAGAAUUUUAUUAUUCAAUUUACGCUUAAAAUAUCGAAACAUUUAUACAGAACAUUUGUUCCUUGGAAGAAUUUUGACUGGGUUUUGAUGGAAUUGAGGAGAUUUUUGUGAUAAAAUUGUGCAGAUUUUGUCGAUUUGGAAAUAUUCUGAUCCUAUAAAAAAUUUAAAAUGUGAAUUUAAAAGAAAGUUUGAGGUGAUUUAAUUUUUAAAAUCAAAAAGUGAUUUUAAUUUGGGAAAAAAAGAGGGUUUUGUGAAUAAUAUAAUUUUAGUAAAUUCUUAAGGAUUCGAACUUUUUCUUCUGUACUGAGAAUUAAUUUUUUUUAUUGAACUUUAUUGAACAAAUUUGACAAAAUUUCAACUUAAGUUGCUAAUAAUCUUUUAGUGGUCUUUUUGGCAUAUUUUGAGAUUUUAUUUGAUUUCUACAAAACAAAAUCGUCAUUAAAAUUCCAAAAACCAAAAAAAAAAUCUUUCCAAGGAACUUAAAGCCGCAUUCAUAAACAAGCCCAGUAGUUUAUAAAAUAUAAUCUAAUUCAUAAACCAAACAGAUGUCAUCAAAUCGAGUCAUUGAAUUUUUUUUUAUUCAUUUUCCGCUCUCGCAAAAUGUCAAUUUUUUCUAGUUGAAUAGAAUAUUAUGAAUGUUUAUGAUAAAAUAGAUAAAUAAAUAUAUUUUUUUUUGCUAUUUCAUUCAUACAUUCACAUACACAGGCAUACAAAGUAAAAAACAUUUUAUUAUUCAUGCAAAUAAUUUCCUCAAUUUAAAAAAAAGAAAAUCUCUUAAUGUGAUCUUGAUAGGAUAUAUGUAAAUAAAUACAUAACAAGCUUUUUCAAAUAAGAAAGAUUUUGAGCGGAAAUUUUUUAAAGAUUCUUCUUGAUGUUGACAUGUUUUUCUUCGUUUUAUUGUUGAAAUGGAUUUUUUUUUUACUUCUUUAAUCAUUCGUAAAAUGCUUCCAAGUUCUUCACAAAACUUACUUAAUUGAAUUCUAAGUAGCAACGAAAUUUCCAUGUGAAUAAAACGAGAGAAUAAGAAAAAUUAAAAAGAUUUUAAUGAUUAAGAGGUUGGGGUGGGGAGAGGGGGGGGGGGGGGGGGCUAGACACUUUGUUGGUUUGGAGAUUUUAUUAUGUCAUUUAAUAUUUAUUAUAUAAUCCUUAACUUUUCUUUUAAUCUUGGUGACUGAGGCGUAGUCAAAGAGGAGGUAUUGAUUGUGUUUAAAUUACACAACCCCCCCCAUCUUCUCAAUGAAAAUUAGACCACAGCAAAUUAAUUAAAUUGGAAAAUUGAUAAAAAAAAGUGAAAAGUUUGUAUUUAGAAGUUCGAGAAACUGAGUAUUUAAUAGGAUUUGAACUUUAGUAUUUGAUUAAAACUUUAAUUCAAUUAACAUCAAAACAUAAAAUUCCUUCAACAAAGUGUCUAAUCCUCUCCAAACUAAGGUAAAGAAUGAUGACUAUGAGGAAAUGAAUACGAUAUAUUAACAUUCCUUGCUUUAUUAGCGUUAAAAAGAAAGAAAUUACAAUGCAAAAUGAGAAUGAAAAAAAAAAAAUAUGAAAAAUUCAGUGCUUUUUUAGCAAUUAAGAUGUUGAUGAUCUUUUAAAAAUGUGACUUUUAAUUAAAAUUCUAACUUUUUCCUCUUUCAAAAUAAUAAAAAAAAAUCCUUAAAAUUAUUAAGUUUCUCACAAAAAAAUGAGCAAGCUGUAAAACCUACUUAUUUGCAAACGCAAACAAAUAUUAGAGAAUAAAUAAAAUUAUUUUUAUAAACUUAAAAAGUAAAUAGAUUGAUUGAUACAUGCUGAAUAGGUUAUACGCGUACAUAAAUUGAUUUCAAUGCAAUGAAAAUAAAUUUUUGAUCAAAAUAUUUUUGCAAUAUUUGAAUUAUUUUAUUUUCGGGGGCACGAAAAGAGAAAACAAUAAGUUCAGCACGUGCAGCUGCAAAAACAGAGCAAAAUAAAUAAUAAAAAAUGGUGGAUAAAAUCUAGAUAGGUCAAGAGAUAUGUAGCUAGCUGUAGCAUAAAAAUUUUGAUAGGUCCUUGUCAAAAUAACAAGUGCAAUUUAUGGAUGAAGAAAGGUCAAUUUAAUUUUAUGAUUAUUAUUUUUUUUUUUGUGAAAUAAAUAUAAAGUGCGGUAGAAUGGAGUGAUUGGUGAAUUUUUGAGGUUAGAAAGGUGUCAAGUUUUGUGGAUCAUGUGAAAAAAUUGGAAUAAAAUUCAGUUGAUUAAUAAAGACUGUUUAAAACUUGUUUUGAAGCUCUUGAAAAUAAUUGAAAAAUUUGGGGAGUUGUUUGUUAUUGAUGAUCAAUUAUUUAUUAUCGAAUCUCCUCGAAUCGAGGACCCAUAGUAGUGGGUUCCUGCAGUUGUAUGAUUGUUUCUAUGCAAUAAAGAGUGACACAUAAUUCUUGAUUUUCAGAC